This is a messenger RNA of Perca fluviatilis (European perch), 1153 nucleotides long. RefSeq names its product NAD(P)(+)--arginine ADP-ribosyltransferase 1-like. The transcript is spliced from 2 exons. Gene Ontology annotation, molecular function: NAD+ poly-ADP-ribosyltransferase activity; NAD+-protein-arginine ADP-ribosyltransferase activity. NCBI's taxonomy places the organism in Eukaryota, Metazoa, Chordata, Actinopteri, Perciformes, Percidae. The record is from RefSeq and is a predicted model, not a curated record. Bases 69 to 860 code for a protein of 263 amino acids.
GACUCAACAAGUUGCCAGAGAUUAUUUUAUCUAACAGCUGUGUCUGCAGGUUUCUGCUUUGGUGGAAGAUGGCAAUGAUGGUCGUUUUGGCAGCAGUGGUUCUCACUUAUGGAGUCUCUCCAGGAAUUGCAAUGGAGGCCGGUGCUGUAGCUGGGGGAACCCAUGUGCUUCCACUGGACAUGGCUGAAAACUCUGUUGACGACAUGUACAAUGGGUGCAAAGAAAAAAUGAAGAAGAAGGUAAAUAAAGAAUACCUGCAGAAGGAGAAGACCGACAUCCUAAACUUCAGAGAGAUCUGGGACAUCUCAAAGAACAAUGUACACAUACCAUUUUGGAAAUGGUUUACCGAAGUACUGAAAAAAAACCAGAUUGUAGCUAUUCGUACUUACACUUACAAAAGCAAUGUGUAUCGUGAAUUCAACAAAGCAGUUCAAACCCAGGGACCUGAGUACGACACCAAAUUUGGGUAUCACGCACUUCACUUUCUCCUGACUACUGCCAUUCAAGCCAAACAAGGAAAAAAAUGUCUCACUGUCUACCGUAGAGUCAACAUGUACUUUAGCCAAGAUGUUCAAAACAAAGAGAUUCGCUUUGGCCGUUUCACCUCAACCUCACUGGGUCGUUACGCCACUGAAGCGUUUGGAGACAAAUCAUGCUUUAAGAUUCUCACGUGCAUGGGAGCAGAUAUCUCCCCCUAUUCUACAUUUCCGAACGAAGCAGAAGUGCUGAUUCCUCCCUAUGAGGUCUUUAAAGUUGUAAAGAUAGAGAAGCCAACUUCGAAGCGUCCAUGUGAGGUGGUCUAUACAGUGAAGCAUACACGCGCUUAUUCCAAGUUGAAUUGUGCUCUUUUUCCAAAGUAAACACUUUCACAUGUUAAACAUACAGUUAACAAAAUAUGUAAAAUUUAGGAUGCACCAUUUUAAGUACUGCAAAUGAUCUGUAAUCAAGAUUAAUGUGAAUGUGGAUUUAUUUGUUAACAAUGACAUUUGACAAUCUCAAAUUGAAGUGUAGAUUUUCUACUGUGCAACAAGUGUUUAAGAGAAAUAAACACUAGCUGCAUAAAAAUGAACCCUUACAGUUGUGUCAUUGUUAAACUGGAUCUGUAUGAAAAUGUUUAAAUGAAUAACAAGAAUGAAAAUGUUGUAAUACAUUG